Messenger RNA from Trichoplusia ni (cabbage looper), 2103 nucleotides. RefSeq lists its product as uncharacterized. The record is from RefSeq and is a predicted model, not a curated record. The transcript has 2 exons. NCBI's taxonomy places the organism in Eukaryota, Metazoa, Arthropoda, Insecta, Lepidoptera, Noctuidae. Bases 88 to 1227 code for a protein of 379 amino acids.
UCAAUUUAAAAAGCAAAUAUCCAGCUGGCGUCUGAAUUGACAAUAAAAUUAUAUACAAACCUAAAUUAAAAGUGAAAUAACAUCGCAAUGGAUAAAAGAAAAGGGACGACUGAUAAAAAAACGGACAGCAAGACGGAUAGAGGCGAUACGAGAAAAGCAAACGAAAAGACAACGAAAAAAUUCGUCGACGAAAAUGUACAAGUAAAUAUAAGAGAGACGAGAGACAGAGGCGAUUCAGAAAGGAAGCCGACCAAUCACAAAGCAGAAAAAAUUAAACUAAACCUUGUCGUCAAAAAAUCAACCAAUGACGAAUCGAAAUUGAAAAACGCGUGCGACAACGUUGUUCAAAGGGAACAGAGUAAAAGAAUUUAUGAUAACGGCGAAAGUGAGGUUGAAUUGAGGAAACGUAUUCGCGAUAAAUACACUCUGAAGUUAAAAAGCUUAAAUAAAAGUGAACAUUCGAAUGGGAAUUUGAAUAAAAAUGAUGGGAAAACCCUUGAUGUUAAUACGGAUGCCAGUAAAAAUGCCGAACGUUCAAAGAAACAAUUAACCGAAGAAACGACUCAAACGAAAGACAAAAACCGUUCUCCAACACCAUCAGGAAGAACAGAUAACAGAGACAAGAAACAAGAGAAAAAUUCUCCGCAGAAAGCCACAAAACGGAAACCAAUGAUCAAGACCAUCAUGUCCAAAAACGGAUCAGUGAGAAUAUAUAAAGCGGUAACAUUUGUCGAUCAGAAACGCUCACCGCCAACACCUUUAGAAAUAAACAUCCCAUGCGACGUCAAAAAGCACAAAGUAUCAAAAUUCACCGACACAAGCUCUUUGAAAUUAAAAACGAAACCGACUGUCAGUCGAGUGAGUGUUAAGCCGGCUGUUGUACGAAAGAAAUUGGAAAGAAGGCGGGAUAGAAAAUUCAAGCAUGUCCCAUCGCCAGAUUUGUCUACUGGCGACAUGCGGUCCCCGCCGACAGAGGUCGCUAGAUGGGCCCCAGCAUGCAUAGACAGACACACGAAACCGUAUUACGAGGCUUGGGUCAAUACAACAUUAGCAGCCAUAUCCAAAUGUUCCAAAAAAGACAAAUUGUUCUUUGAGAAACAAAGGGAUACUAUUCUGCAGAGUUUUCAACGCGCUAUCCUUGAAGAUAGACCACAGACUCCGGAAUUGUUUUACGAGAACUUUGCAGAUGAAAAAUAUACGGGGAGGAUUAAGAUACGGCAGAGAUAAAAUUGUGUUAUACUGUGAUUUGUCAAGAAAAAGUGAAAGGCGUUGUUUUAUAAGGGGCUGACAUCUUUAGGUAAUAUAAUUGUUGGGGACACGCCUCUUUGCCUAGCCCGCAAUAAUAUUACUUGAAGAUACGGUGCAAGCUCUCAGGUUUUUGAAUCAUUUAAAUUUAGUUCCGUUUCGAUUUUGUGAAUUUCAUACGGUUUUUUUUUGGUUGGAAGUGAAAUUUUAUAAGUGGCGUGAAUUAUCAUUCAUAAUUAGUCACAACUGAUAAGUUUACACACAGUUUCAAUAUGUCAAAAAUUGGUUUUAAUCUUUGUUUAAUCAUGUCAAGUAUUAGUAUUUGACGUUUUAUGAAACUAGAAAAUCAUAUAGUUUGGUGACCAUUAAAAAUUGAAUUCUUUUUAGUUAUUUCAUAAAAGAAAAUAGCUAUCUUUGGAUAUAAAAAUUGGUCACUAAACAUUUUAUAAUUCACGCCAUCUUAACUAAUGACUGCUAUUCAUGAUAAUUAUUGCCUUAAUUCUCCCAUACAUUAUUUUUAACCCAAUUUCACGGAUCCAUUUAUAGCGACGUUUAAAUAUAACGCGCAUACGUGGUUGAAUUGCUUACGAAUUACAAGAUAGCUUCAUACAAGUAAGGAACCUGCAGUGGGACAGUUACAGGCUGGUGUUAUUAACAGCUUCGGUAAUGGCGCCCAUCGUGGGGCAUCUCACAAGCGUGGUGAUCAAUGCUCGUUCUCUGUAUGAGGCACUCAUAUUUUUGCAUGUGUGCUCGUUUCGUGGCGGCGUCGUGUAUUUCUUCAGUUCCAAGUGCUUAGUUUGAGUAUUGUAAAGUCCUGUCAUGUAAUUUUGGUGAUAAAAUAAAACUAGUUUAUGCUGA